GCAGCAGCAGCAGCGGCAGCGGUGGCGGAGCUAUGCCACCCCAGCUUAAGCUUAGCCCAGGAAGCGGAGAUUUGAUAAUGUGGGACUCUCGACUUUGGUACCCGAAGUGGAAAUCAUUACAGGAUCCUUCCGUUCGGAAUCAGCUAGCUUGCCUUCUCUGAAGGUGAAACUGCACUCUGCCCCAGGAAACCCUGCCAAGUGGCUUUGGAGUGGAGAGGUGCCCCAAUCUUGCCGACCUCCCCUGGCAUCCGGGUCCUCCUCCGCUCCCGACAUCCCAUCUAAGCUCCCCAGCACCGCCGACCAUGGAGGGAAAUGAAAACAGGAACCAGGACCAGGCCGGCCAGAUUUUCGAAAACUUUGUCCAGGCCAGCACGUGUAAAGGCACCCUGCAGGCCUUCAACCUCCUCACCAGGCAGCUCAGCCUCGACCCGCAGGACCACAAGAACUUCUACUCCAGGCUCAAAUCCAAGGUGACCACGUGGAAGGCCAAAGCUCUGUGGAACAAGCUGGACAAGAGAGCUACGCUCCGAGAGUUCAGGCGGAGCAAGGCCAGCGUGAGCAGCAAGUGUUUGAUCGUCGGCGGGGGUCCCUGCGGCCUGCGUACGGCCAUCGAGCUAGCCUUCCUGGGGGCCAAGGUGGUCGUGGUGGAGAAGAGAGACACCUUCUCCAGGAAUAACGUCCUGCACCUCUGGCCCUUCACCAUCCACGACCUACGCGGCCUCGGGGCCAAGAAGUUCUACGGGAAGUUCUGCGCGGGCUCCAUCGAUCACAUCAGUAUCCGGCAGCUGCAGCUCAUCCUGUUCAAAGUGGCGCUGAUGCUGGGAGUGGAGAUAUAUGUGAACGUGGAGUUCGUCCAGGUCCUGGAGCCUCCCAAAGAUGAAGAAAAUGAACAAACAGGCUGGCGGGCAGAAUACCUCCCAGCCGACCACCCUCUGUCGGAGUUUGAAUUCGACGUGAUCGUGGGAGCUGACGGACGCAGGAACACACUGGCUGGUUUCCGAAGGAAAGAAUUCCGCGGGAAGCUGGCUAUCGCAAUCACUGCCAACUUCAUCAACAGAAACACCACAGCCGAAGCCAAGGUGGAGGAAAUCAGCGGUGUGGCUUUCAUCUUUAAUCAGAAAUUCUUUCAGGACUUGAAAGAGGAAACGGGAAUCGACCUGGAAAACAUUGUUUACUACAAAGACAGCACCCACUAUUUCGUGAUGACGGCCAAAAAGCAGAGCCUUCUGGACAAAGGAGUCAUUAUCAAUGACUCCAUCGACACCGAGGCGCUGCUCUGCGGGGACAACGUCAACCAGAACAACCUGCUCGCCUAUGCCAGGGAAGCGGCCGACUUCGCCACCGAUUACCAGCUGCCGUCGUUAGACUUCGCCAUCAAUCACUACGGCCAGCCCGACGUCGCCAUGUUCGACUUCACCUCCAUGUACGCCUCCGAGAACGCCGCGCUGGUCCGCGAGAGGGGCUCCCGUCGGCUCCUCGUGGCCCUGGUGGGCGACAGUUUACUCGAGCCUUUCUGGCCCAUGGGGACGGGCUGUGCACGGGGAUUUUUGGCGGCCUUUGACACGGCCUGGAUGGUGAAGCGUUGGAACCAAGGAAGCCCUCCCCUGGAGGUUCUGGCCGAACGGGAGAGUCUCUACCGCCUGCUUCCUCAGACGACGCCCGAGAACAUCAACAAGAACUUCGACCAGUACACCCUGGACCCGGGGACCCGCUACCCUAACUUGAACUCCACCUGCGUCCGACCCCAUCAGGUGAAACAUCUGUAUGUCACUCAUGAGCUGCACCACUUCCCCCUGGAGAGAGCCAGCUCCGUGAGAAAAUCCAUCAGCCUCACUCGACGGGAAUCUGAAAUCCGUCCCAACACGCUGCUGUCGUGGUGCCAGAAGCAGACGGAGGGAUACUGGCGUGUGGAGGUCACGGACUUGACCACUUCCUGGCAGAGCGGCCUGGCACUGUGUGCCAUCAUUCACCGCUUCAGGCCUAACCUCAUUGACUUCGACUCCCUCCAAGAGGAGGACGUGGCGGGGAACAACCAGCUGGCGUUUGACAUUGCUGAGCGGGAGCUCGGAAUCCCUCCGGUCACCACGGGGGAAGAGAUGGCAUCCGCCCAGGAGCCUGACAAACUCAGCAUGGUCCUGUACCUCUCCAAGCUCUACGAGCUCUUCGAAGGGUUGCCCCUUAGGGCUGUGGAUUCCACAGGUCAAAACAACGCCCUGCUCUCGGACAACUCGACCGUCUUCAAUAGCCACCUGAACCUGAUCCUGCCCAGAAAGCGGACCCCGAGGGUGGAAAGUAAAACCGAAGAAAAUGACAUGAACAAAAGGCGGCGAAAGACCGUAAGCCACUUUCCAGAGCCCUCGAGCUUUUCUAACCGGAGUACGGUCUCCGAGCGAGAAUUUGGCCGUUUGCAAGAGGGAAGGAAUCAAAAUAAAGUCAAGUCGAUGGCCAUCCAACUGCAGGCCAAACUGGAAGAAAACGCCCCGAAUCACUCUCUCAGGAGGCAGGACCAGGCCAAGCCGGGCCCCUGCUUCUCUGCCUCUUCUCCUUUUCUUCCUCCCUUGGCUAAGUUGAAGGACCCGCAUCCUGGGCCUCCUUCGGCCCUGAAGAGGCAGUUGCAGGAGUUCACUAGGUCUGAACGAGCUCCUGGGGCUGCAGCACAGCUUACCCGUGGCAGUGACCCCCCGGCUGGGAGUCCCCAGCCCAUAACCAGGACCACGGGGCAGUCGGAAAACGCAGUCCCACCCCCUGCCGCCUGCCCCGUGGCCUUUAUGCUCUCAGGCAUGUUGCAGCGCCUUCAGCAUGUGGAGGAGAAGAUACAUAAGAAGAGGGUUCAGAACUUAGCAAAUAGGGAAUUCCAGGCCAAGAACAUAAAGGAGAAAGCUGCUCACCUCGCCUCCAUGUUUGGAUCUGAGCAUUUCCCUCAGAAUAAACUUCCCUCCAAGGCCCUGUCCGUCUCUCACCGUCUCUCCUCUCCUUCUUGCCUCUCAUCUGACUGUUCUGCUGCUGCAGUCUUCGCUCCUUCAACCGUUGACUCGUCCUCUCCUGCCCAAAAGCCCUCAGCGUCCACUGCAGAACUCUGCCCUUCUGCAAAGUCUCCGGUCAGGAGAGGGACGUUCCAGCCAGACCCAAGCCAGAUGACAGUAGGGAAUGUGUCCAGUGGCAUUGGGGCGUUGGCUGCCGUGCUGAUGGAUCUGUAUAGGAACGACCACAGACCCAGCCCCACCUCGGGCACUCCAGAACGGGUAACUCUGCGCAAAGAAUUUCCCCAGACCCUAGGCGGCAGUGACAGCUGCCAUUUCUGCAAGAAGCGGGUGUACGUGAUGGAACGGCUGAGCGCCGAGGGCCAUUUCUUCCACCGCGAGUGUUUCAAGUGUACCAUCUGUGCCACCACGCUGCGCCUGGCCAUCUACGGCUUUGACGUGGACGAAGGUAAAUUUUACUGCAAAUCACACUUCACUCGUGGUAAAACAAACACAAACCAAAGGAAGAGGCGAGCGGAGUUGAAGAACUUACAAGAGGAGGCAGUGGUCAAGUGGAAGGCGGAGGAAGCCCAGGCCCCCAAGAGCCCAACAGAGAGCGUUUGCACUACUGACAGCAGUGCCGAGACCCUCCCGCCAGGUACCGUGACUUCCUUCCUUAGGAAAGCUGCGAGCUGGCCCCUCAGCAGGAUGAGGGACCUGCUCAACAUCCCACGACGCCUCUGUAACCGGACGGGCCGGGUUUUGCGUGCUCUCGGCCUGCACUUCUGGGACAACGCGUACGACUAUGGCUACUUGUUUGAACUCCUCAGUUUUGGCUUGCCCUGGCUAUGUGUGCUGCUUGAGGUCCUGGCGGACAUAUACCGGGAGACGGAGUCCUCCCUCGCCGGCCUGCUUGACUGGGGGCAGAGAUUUUUGAGGGUCAAGCUCCACUGAAGUGCCUUUCCCCUACUCAGAUGGUCUCCCCCGUCCCAAAGUGCCUUUCACAUUUCCAGAAUUAGAGAGCUCGCACGCCUUUGACAGGACUGGCAGGGCUUUAUGUUGAAAUGAACAGCGUUCUUUCGACGUCAGGUACACAUACCAAGAAAAAAAAAAACACCCAAAAAGUGCCUUCUUCUCCAUCUUGGAGAACAGCCGAUGGCGAAGAAGGGUGUCCUUAACAUUUUCACAACCCGGCGACAGCAUGAAGGAUAUUUUAUAGCUUUCUCUUUUAUAAAAAAAUUAUUGUAAUGAAGAGCCAUAAUUUUGGGUUUACAUUUCAAGUUUUGAUUUCAACCAAGAAGAUGUCUUUCUUUCUUGAACAGGGCUCAGGGUACUGGCCGGGCUGUGCUGCGUGAACCUUGUAUGGAUGGUGAUUAGAGAGUUAAAAAGAAAGCGAACAGGCCACCUGGAUUGACAGACUUAUUUAUUUCCAAGGGGUGCCCGCGGCAUUUUCUCAACUCCUAAGGUUCAGCCUCAGCAGAGGUCUUUUUAUCUAGAAUUUAUCCAUCCCCUCCGGAAGCCCGGAUUUUCAGCAGGAUCCUAGGAGGUGGCUGGGCUUUAAAGAGCCAACUCUCUCUGUCUCUGCUGUCCCCAGCAGCCUGUCCUUUGAAGACAUUUUUCUCCGGCUAUCGCCGCAAACCCUCUGUCUCCCCCACCCCAAUUGUGAGGUUGUAUUCCAAAGCUGGCAAUCCCCAAAAACGAAGUGAUUAGAAGCCAUUUAGCCAGCCCCAGCCCAUUCCUCGGGCAGCCACAGACUGCAGGGUUGUGGACUUUUUGUUUGUGCUUGUGUUGACACUGAUUCUCGCCACUUCCCCAGAGGAAACCUCUUCCAUGUGCCGUGGUCACUGUAGCUCAGGGUGAAGGGAUGGGGGAGAGAUGUUGUUGGCUGGAAAGAUGCCGGUGGUCUCUGCUCACUUGGCUACCUGGCUAGUGGUCCUUCUGCUAUCCCGCUGUAAUCCCAGCUGUGGUGUCGGGAUCGAAUCAGAGCGGCUUUGCUACAGCCAGGCCCCAGCCACUCCCAUCACCAGGACUCCCUCUUGGGUUCGGACUAGCCAAUCCAGGUCGGUCGCUGGACAGGCUGUUCUUCUUUGGGGUGUUGCUUUUCUGUGGGCUUGAUGGAGCCAUUUGCUCCAUUGGAAAGGAGAAAGGGGGAUCUCCCCUUCCCCCGGAAAGGGUCAGGGAUGGGUGCCCGGGAGCGGCAGGGCCGUUGACAAUUUGAGGUUUCCUCUACUACGCUCCCAUUGUCACUGGGCCCUGUGUUUCUGUUCAAGUGACUCCUUGGAUCCUGGUGUCCCAGGCCUUAAAGCGCGUGUCCCGGUCUUAGCCAAACUGUGUUUUGAGUGGGCGUGAUGUUUAGGCGGAAGUCUGCCUCUCUGCAGAUUUAUGUUGCUAAAGUUUUGUUUUCAGCCAAAAUUUCGUGAGUCAUAUUUUCCCAGGGUGAACGUACCGUCAAGUUGGGGAGCAGCUAGGCAGUGGGAAAUGUUAAUACUCCUGGAAAACUGUCACGUCGGUCCCACGCGUCUCGAGCGGUUACCACACACCAGGAUCAUGGUUCACGGCAGGUCCCCUUUAUUAAACCUUCCAACUGUCUCCACACCCCAAGUGCAUAGUCCCGGAGAACAAAGUUGGCACACAAUUGUACAACUCCCUUAGCAAAGAAAGCCCUCUAUGACUCCCACCUCCAUCCUACCCCGCCCUGCUCAGAAGCAUCAUAAACCUCUCCCCAUCGUUCCCUUACCCUCAUCGUUCAUCUGAUCCCAGAAUGUAUAAAACCUUCCAGGGCUUUGAAGUUCAGAGUGUCCCAGAGUCCCAAGGGAAAAUCUUCAGUCUUCCCCUUCCAGCCAUGCCACUGGAGUUCAUUUUGGAAUGUGGAUGACCAAACUUGUCCGCGGCUCUCUGACGCUACAUCUUGCUGCUGUAAAAUCUUCAGAGAGGCCGUUUCCUUACAUAGCCUGCCCCUUGGUGAACCCCAUCACCAUUUGCCCCCCUUAUUACUAUUCACAGAUCCCACAUCUCCUGAUUAUUAACAAAUUCCACCCGUCUUAUUGCGACUUCGUUAAUGGUUGAUAUUGACUGGCAUUGGUAUGAAGCCCCACGAUCGAUUUUGCUGAAGCGACUGUGCCUCCCCAGGAGCGUUGACUAGCAAAGUAGCCAUUCUGCCUUCAUGCUGAACUUAUUUCCUUAAUUCCAGUAUUGUCCCUAGUACUGCUCACUGGGCAAAAAUUCUGGGAUCAAUAGUCUGAUUCUAAGGGUCUCUCACCCCACCCCAACACUUCCUCCUGACCACUUGGACCCCAGGAGGUGUGCCUGGAUUCAUGAUCGUGAUCGUCACCUUGGCAUGGUCAAAUGGGUUCCAUUGGCCACGUCCAAAUUACGCCCUCCUCCCCCAGCCCACCUCCCCGGACCACCCCCUGGGUCUUGGUCCUUGAGCCAAUAAGCACCCCAAAACAUCAGAGUGUCACAAACGAUUCCCCUCUGUAAUGUAGACAAGCGUUUCCUCCCGUUCUCAACCAUCUCUAGAGCAGCAGAUACUGUCCCAGUUACAUAAACUGCCCUCACAACUUCUAGAAUCUCCGUCCUCAUCCAGAUAAUGUUCUUCCUUUCUCCUGGGACCAGGUGUGGUCUGACAGUGAUAUUUUAAAAACAUCCCUUUUCCUGUUGUUUCACGUCAGAGUUCAGCUUGAAAUGGGAAGAAAGAGUGAUAUCAGUGCAUGGCAAACUGAAUGAACUGAAUACACUGCCUAGUUAUCCUAUCAGAUUUACUCUUACCGGUAAAGAGCGUGACAUUCUUCUCCCUCACUGGAUUGCCUCCUAACUGGUUUUGCUACAAAACAACAUAAUUCAAACUGGUUAGAAAUUCCUGAUUCCCUCAUCCCAAAUCCCAUGAGAAGCAGUGUGCCUAGUGGAAAGAGCACAGGCCUGGGAGACGAAGGAACUGGGUUCUAAUCCCGG
This is a messenger RNA of Tachyglossus aculeatus (Australian echidna), 6911 nucleotides long. It is a transcript of the gene MICAL2, whose product is annotated as microtubule associated monooxygenase, calponin and LIM domain containing 2. The record is from RefSeq and is a predicted model, not a curated record. The transcript is spliced from 26 exons. The coding region runs from base 303 to 3914 and encodes 1203 amino acids. Gene Ontology annotation, molecular function: FAD binding; protein binding. NCBI's taxonomy places the organism in Eukaryota, Metazoa, Chordata, Mammalia, Monotremata, Tachyglossidae.